AUGCCACUCUGGGUGUUCUUUGUGAUCCUCACCCUCACCAGUGGCUCCCACUGCUCACUGCCCACCUCACUGCCCUUCAGGAUGAGGCGAUAUGCAGACGCCAUCUUCACCAAUAGCUACAGGAAAGUUCUGGGCCAGCUGUCUGCCCGCAAACUGCUCCAGGACAUCAUGAGCAGGCAGCAGGGGGAGAGGAACCAGGAAGGAACCAGAAUACGGCCUGGCCGGCAGGUGGACAGCAUGUGGGUGGACCACAGGCAGGUGGCGCUGGAGAGCCUCUUGGUAGCCCUGCUGCAGAAGCACAGCAGGAAUUCCCAAGGAUGA
This is a messenger RNA of Microtus ochrogaster (prairie vole), 321 nucleotides long. It is a transcript of the gene Ghrh, whose product is annotated as growth hormone releasing hormone. NCBI's taxonomy places the organism in Eukaryota, Metazoa, Chordata, Mammalia, Rodentia, Cricetidae. Gene Ontology annotation, cellular component: perikaryon; extracellular region; terminal bouton. Gene Ontology annotation, biological process: growth hormone secretion; regulation of protein localization; adenylate cyclase-activating G protein-coupled receptor signaling pathway. Gene Ontology annotation, molecular function: peptide hormone receptor binding; growth hormone-releasing hormone receptor binding; neuropeptide hormone activity. The record is from RefSeq and is a predicted model, not a curated record.